AUGGCGGAUCCAUUGACAAUUUUAAGAGGUAUACUCUUGGAAGGAGGUACACCAAAUAUUGAAGGAGAUGAUUAUUCAUUAGGUAGAUAUAAAUUCAAUAAAAACACACCAACAGCAUUCAAAAGUUCAACAGGUUCAAACUAUUCAUUAGGGUUCAGUUUAUUUUUUACAUUCAAAUCGUACUUUAAAUCAUGGUGCUUAUAUUUUAGCUGCAUCAAGAAGUAAUAUUCAAGCUGUAAAUUUCAAUGAUAAAAAAGAAUUAUUAAGUUAUUUAGAUGGUGGUGAAAUUACAGCAUCGAUUCAAUUUGAUUCGUUACCAACAUCAACACCAACAAUGUUGGGUAGUAUUUCAACAGCGGAUGAUACAAUAACAAUACCAGAGGGACAAUCAAUUCAACAAAUGGAUCAAGAUUCACAAAAACAAUCAGAUGAAACAACUUCUUCAACUCAAUUACCAUUUGGUGGUAGUUUAACUCAAAAAGAACAAGAACAAAUCGACCAACAACAACAACAACAACAAUCAUCGACACAACAACAACAACAAGAUUUAGGAUUAUCAACACAACAACAACCACAACAACCACAACAAGAAGAUGAUAAUAAUGAUCAAUAUCAAGAUAUGGCAAUACAAGAAUUUGAUGAAUUUAAAUCUGAUCAAAUUAAAAUCGAUCCAUUAUUAAUACAUGAUAGAGAAUUAACAGCACAACAACAAAAAGAUAAAUCUAUAUUCGCAGAGAAAAUAGAUACUAAAAAAAUUAAAACAGAAUCACCACUCACCGUAGAUACUUAUAUCGAACAAGUUAAAACAAAAAGAAAGAAUAUGGCAACUGAUGAUAACAGAUCUUCAUUUAUUAAAGCUGAUAUUGAAGUUACCAAAGCAAUAAAUAAUAGAGAAAAGAAAUCUUCUGAUAAAGUUUCAGUUUUACAAAGUUCAGUUUCAUUUGCAAAUAUUUUAACAAAUUAUAAAAAGUUUAAAAUUGAAGAUGAAGAAGAAAAGAAAAGAAAAAGAUCAUCAUCAUCAUCAUCAUCGUCAUCAUUAUUAUCAUCACCAAAUGUUAAAUCAUCACCAAAUGGAAGUCCAUCAAUUAUUCCACAUUUAAAAAACAGAACUCCAAUUAUUAUUGUACCAUCAUCAUUAACAGCAACAAUUUCAUUAUAUAAUGUUUUAGAAUUUUUACAACAUAGUUUGUUUAGACCUACAUUAGAAAAGAAACAAGAGAUGGCAUCACAAAAUAUAAUCAAACCACCAAUGAUUACAUUUGAUAGAAUUACAACUCAAAAAGUUACAUAUGAAGUUAUUGAUAAUAUUAAAAGUUUAAAACCUGAAGAUUGGUAUAGAGUGGUGGCUGCAUUUGUUCAAGGUGAAGCUUGGCAAUUUAAAGAUUGGAAAUGGAGUAAUCCUGCUGAUUUAUUUGCAAAUAUCAGAGGUUUUUAUGUUAAAUUUGAUGAUUCAAAUCUACCUGAUGUCGUCAAAUCUUGGGAUGUUAAAGUAUUACAUAUAAGUAAAUCUAAAAGACAUUUAGAUCACACAGCACAAGUUGAAUUCUGGAAUGCAUUUGACGAUUUUACAAAUGCAAAGAAAUCUUACCUUAAUCAUUGA
Molecule: messenger RNA, 1600 nt
Organism: Dictyostelium discoideum AX4
Lineage: Eukaryota; Evosea; Eumycetozoa; Dictyosteliales; Dictyosteliaceae
Gene: cdc73
Product: RNA polymerase II complex component
Exons: 5
Biological process (GO): transcription elongation by RNA polymerase II
Cellular component (GO): Cdc73/Paf1 complex; nucleus
Source: RefSeq, a predicted model, not a curated record